Molecule: messenger RNA, 1832 nt
Organism: Rhodamnia argentea
Lineage: Eukaryota; Viridiplantae; Streptophyta; Magnoliopsida; Myrtales; Myrtaceae
Product: laccase-15-like
Exons: 7
Coding region: 23-1804 (593 amino acids)
Biological process (GO): lignin catabolic process
Cellular component (GO): apoplast
Molecular function (GO): hydroquinone:oxygen oxidoreductase activity; copper ion binding
Source: RefSeq, a predicted model, not a curated record
AAAACCUUAUUCAUUUCAGGACAUGGACCUGUUCCAAUCCCGAAUGUUUCGUUGUCUUCUUGCGCUCAAUGUGGUGCUCCUUCCCUUGGCUCAAGGCAGCAUCCACUUCUACGACUUUGUUCUGAAGGAGCAAAAUUUCACGAAGCUGUGCGUGACGAAGAGCGUGUUGACGGUGAACGGCAGCUUCCCGGGGCCGGAGAUGAGGGUCCAUAAAGGAGACACGGUGUUCGUCAACGUUCACAACCACGGUUACUACGGCGUCACCCUCCAUUGGCACGGCGUCAAACAGCCUGGAAAUUCAUGGUCGGAUGGCCCCGAGUUCAUCACGCAAUGUCCAAUCGCCCCGGGAACAAAUUUCACUUACGAGGUCCAGUUCACAAACGAAGAAGGAACCCUGUGGUGGCAUGCUCACAGCGAGUGGACACGUGCAACCGUCCACGGCGCAAUAGUCAUUCUACCAAUCGAAGGAACCACUUAUCCUUAUCCGAAUCCCGAUGGCGAGGAAGUCCUCGUGUUUGCUUGUUGGUACAAGGAAAGCAUGAGGGCAUUGCUGGAGUUAGCACUUGAUACUGGCUCAGACACGCCUCGGUCUGAUGCCUAUACGAUCAACGGUGAACCGGGUGAUGCGUGCGCGUGCUCUAACGAGACAACAUAUCGCGUGCUCGUCGAUUAUGGGAAGACGUAUCUACUACGUAUGGUUAAUGCGGUUCUCAAUGCGGAACUCUUCUUCUCGAUUGCCGGGCACAACCUUACCGUGGUCGGCAUGGACGGGGCCUACCUCAAACCGAUAGACACCGCCUAUAUCAUGAUGACUCCGGGCCAAACGAUGGACGUUUUGGUCACCGCGAACCAGUCCCUCAGCUACUACUACAUGGCCGCGCGACAGUACUCCAGCGACCGUCUCGACGUCACCAAUUACGAUCAUAGCAACGCGACGGCGAUUCUGCAGUACCGAGGCAACUACAGCGCUCCCGAAGCGAUCCCAUUCCCGUCGACUCUACCAUCAUACAAGGACAACGCCGCGGCCCUGACGUUCACGGACCGCCUCCGGAGCCUGGCGUCGGAGGAACACCCCGUGAACGUGCCACAGAAUGUGACGACGCGCAUGUUCGUGUUGGUAUCCAUGGGUGUGCUGAUUUGCCCAAAUAGCUCAUGCGGAGGAAUUUAUGGGGAUAGGUUGGCUUCAAGCAUGAACAAUUACAGCUGGGUCAACCCCUCAAUUGAUAUACUACAAGCUUAUUAUAGGAACAUCAGUGAUAUUUACAGCACGAAUUUCCCGGACUUUCCCGGGAUUUUAUACAACUUCACGGGUGACGAUCUAUCGCUGAACAUUUCAGUACCAACGAAAGGGACGGUCGUGAAGGUGUUCGAUUUCAACGAGACGAUUGAGAUUGUGUUCCAGGGGACAAACAUCAUCGACGGGGCGGAGACUCAUCCUAUGCACUUGCACGGGUACGCUUUUUACGUCGUCGGCACCGGCAUCGGCGACUUCGACGUCGAUACUGACCCUCAGCAAUACAAUUUAGUCGACCCUCCAUAUCUAAACACGGUCCCCGUGCCGAAGGGCGGAUGGGCAGCUAUCAGAUUUACAGCGGACAAUCCAGGUGUAUGGUACAUGCACUGUCAUUUGGACCGGCACUUGACGUGGGGCAUGGACACAGUGUUCAUAGUGAAGAACGGAGGCACGCCCGCAACGAGCCUCCGCCCUCCUCCGGCUUACAUGCCACCGUGCCAUAACUCAACUGGCUCAUCUCGAUUAUUUAGUAUUUUAGACAAAGAAGCACACUCGUUGAUAAUGCGGUAAAUUAGAUUUCAUCUGAGUCUGUGGUUAA